This is a messenger RNA of Fusarium vanettenii 77-13-4, 2605 nucleotides long. RefSeq lists its product as uncharacterized. Gene Ontology annotation, molecular function: ATP binding; protein kinase activity. The record is from RefSeq and is a predicted model, not a curated record. The transcript is spliced from 4 exons. Gene Ontology annotation, biological process: protein phosphorylation. NCBI's taxonomy places the organism in Eukaryota, Fungi, Ascomycota, Sordariomycetes, Hypocreales, Nectriaceae. The coding region runs from base 1 to 1578 and encodes 525 amino acids.
AUGGCCGACCAACUACCUCAAAGUUCUGACUCGACUCCUCAACCUCAACUUCCUGCCGCCAUUACUCCCAUCUCUCUACCAACUCCUCACGCUGGCCCCUCGCCUGUCCCUCUGCUCCGUCCCGCCAUCCCCGGCGCUAGGAGUGGCGGGGCUCGUACACCGAGACUCGGCCUUGCUAUUCCUCCAUCUCCCAAUGCCAAACCCGUUGGCAGCCAAGGCGCACCGGUUGCCGCGCCUUCAAGGCCUCCUCUGCCGACUCUACACCUAAAGACUCCCAUGGGAAGCAACGUUACUCCCCAUGAGCAACUCCCUCGAUCACAAUGCGUUACCCAACCAUCGGCAAGCGGCGGCAGCGAGAGCAGCGCUGCUCAUUCAAGGUCUGGUAGUUUUGGUCCUUUGGAUGGUAGGGCAAGCAAUCCUACUUCGGCCGGCUCUCAGUACUCGGCCCUUUCAUUCGCUUCUCAGUAUGGUAUUGGUGUGUCAAGACCCCAGGGAACUCCAGACCCGGUGUCGGCUGUUGGAUCCAUGUAUUCUGAGAGGAGUGAGGGUGGUGUUUCUAUGGAGCGCGAUGGUAGCCUGCAAGGACUUGAGGCUUUUGAUAAGCUGAGCCUGGAGAAGGCUAGAACUCUUGAUGUCGACGAGUUGGAUGAGGAGGGUUGGAGAAUCGCCAGUAUGGAAAACAGAAUCGUGGAGCUGGGUAACCUGGGUGAAGGUGCAGGCGGUGCUGUCACAAGAUGCAAGCUCAAGGGCGGUAACACGGUGUUUGCUUUGAAGGUCAUCACCACGAAUCCCGAUCCCGAUGUGAAGAAGCAGAUUCUUCGAGAACUUGGUUUCAACAAGGAAUGCGCCUCGGACCACAUUUGUCGAUACUACGGCGCUUUUGUCGACCCCGCCACGGCUACCAUCUCCAUUGCUAUGGAGUUCUGCGAAGGAGGCUCACUCGACAGCAUCUACAAGGAAGUCAAGCGUCUUGGUGGCCGUACUGGAGAAAAGGUCCUGGGAAAGAUUGCCGAGGGCGUCCUGGGAGGACUCACUUAUUUGCACACGCGACGAAUCAUUCACCGAGACAUCAAGCCAUCCAACAUUCUUCUCUGCCGAGAUGGCGCUGUCAAGCUUUGCGACUUUGGCGUCUCUGGCGAUUUCGGUACCAAGGGUGAGGCCAACACCUUUAUCGGUACUAGCUACUACAUGGCCCCUGAACGAAUCACUGGCCAGUCAUACACCAUCACUUCGGAUGUGUGGUCAACAGGAGUUACCCUCCUCGAGGUUGCACAGCAUCGAUUCCCCUUCCCAGCUGACGGCACCGAGAUGCAGCCACGAGCUGGUCUCAUCGACCUUCUUACCUACAUUGUCAGGCAACCUGUGCCCAAGCUCAAGGAUGAGCCUGACAUGGAUGUUUACUGGAGUGACAACUUUAAGUACUUUAUUGAGUGCUGUCUCGAGAAGCAGCCCAACCGCCGAGCAAGCCCCUGGAAGAUGAUGGAGCACCCAUGGAUGGUCGAGAUGCGCUCAAAGCGUGUCAACAUGGUGAAAUACCUGUCGUUUGUAUGGGGCUGGGAUGACCAGCCCAAGGCGUAGGCAACUCGCAACUCGCAAGUGCCAAGGUCUUGGUAACGUAGGAAAAUUGGAACAACGAGCCGUGCCCGUGUCACAAGCGCGAGGUGGGCGACAUUUGACUCGACGGCAUCUCCCGUCUUAUGCCCAUGACGACAUGAACAAGGCUGGGCCUGUGUCAUGAGGCUCUUAUACGAGAUGCAUUCCUUGGGGACGCGCCGUGGACACGACUAGGAUGUUGAUGAUUAACCAGUCAACCACAAGACGGCGCACAUUGGGAAGCCGAUUCGCGGAAGGAUAGGAUAGGAUGGUGUUCAUGAUGAUGAUGGCAGGAGGCAUUUACGUCACUAUACGUACGGUCAGGAUCUGGCUGAAUAAGAACGAAAGAUUGUGUGUUGGAAACCGGCAAAACCUGACAAGGACGGGGAAUCUCCCAUCUCGCGCUUAUGCGCGUAGCCUUUCUAUGUACUAUCCCACAAUAUAUGGGUAUCAUAUUCUUGGAUACAUGUAUUUUUUUGCCUCCUUAAAUGGCGCCCACAUUGACUGUAUACUCCCUUCUAUGCUUCUGUGGUUGUCUCCUCUGGGGGGUCUCCCAUGAGCUCUCGUAACGCGAUAGUCGCAUAAGCACUGCGUCCCAGCUGGAACUUGACAACUGCGGCAAGUUUCAUGGGUUGCUGAGCAGCGGGAGCCUUUUCAGCAGUAUCCUCAGCGGCAGGGGCACUUUCUCCUUGACUCUCUUCCGUACCCUUCAUCUCAACGUCCAUAGAUGCUGAUGCCUCGCCCUCAACCUUGGUCUUCUUGGCGGUCGACUCAGAAUCGGCAUCCUCACGAGAGCGCUUCUUGUUGGCACCCUUGGCAGCCUUGAUAACGUCCACAUCGGUGGGGUGCAUCUGCUCCGUAUCGUCCGAGUAGGCGCGCACCUCGACCGAAGGCGUUCCGAGGAAGCGGUUCAUGAUCUUGCGGUACCGGCCGGGAAGACUGAACUCGCGGCGCAUGCGGCGCAUCUUGUGAGGGUCUAGGCCGCCGUUCUCGGGGCGGCCCAUGAACUCCU